AUGUCGGCCGCAGUUGCGUCGCUAUUUUCCCUCAGCGGUAAGACCGCCAUCGUGACAGGAGGAACCAGGGGCAUUGGGCAGGCAAUGGCUUUUGCCCUUGCCGAAGCUGGUGCCGAUAUCAUCUUGAUUCAGAGAGACGAGUCGAACACUUCGACUCGCGAUGAGAUCGUCAAUCGCAUUGGCAGGAAAGCUUGGAUCCACGUGGCAGAGUUGUCGAAUCGGGAAUCAAUCAAGGGUGUCAUUCCAGCUCUGACCAGUCAAGGCCUCAAGCCUGAGAUCCUACUCAAUUGCGCCGGAAUUCAACGGAGACACCCCAGUGAAAAAUUCCCGGAUGAAGAUUGGGAUGAGGUUAUCCAAGUCAAUUUGACGUCCGUCUUUACGUUAUGUCGGGAGUUCGGUGCAUACUUGUUGGCGCGAGAUGAGUCAGAGUUCCCAACUGGUCGUCGUGGAGCUAUCAUCAACGUCGCAUCGCUCCUCACCUUCCAGGGAGGUAUCACGGUACCUGCAUACGCGGCGUCAAAGGGAGGUGUCGCGCAAUUAACGAAAGCUCUCUCCAACGAAUGGGUGGCUAAGGGUAUCAACGUCAAUGCAAUUGCACCCGGAUACAUUGCCACGGAUAUGAACACUGCCCUGAUCAAUGAUUCCAACCGCAAUGCUGGUAUCAUGGCUAGAAUCCCGGCGGGAAGAUGGGGCAAGCCAGAAGACUUCAAGGGCGUGAUAGUGUUCUUGGCAAGUCAAGCGAGUAGCUAUGUCUCAGGUGAAAUUAUCACCGUUGAUGGCGGUUGGAUGGGACGGUAA
Aspergillus luchuensis is the source of this 798-nucleotide messenger RNA. RefSeq names its product putative 2-deoxy-D-gluconate 3-dehydrogenase. Bases 1 to 798 code for a protein of 265 amino acids. Gene Ontology annotation, molecular function: oxidoreductase activity, acting on the CH-OH group of donors, NAD or NADP as acceptor. Lineage: Eukaryota; Fungi; Ascomycota; Eurotiomycetes; Eurotiales; Aspergillaceae. The record is from RefSeq and is a predicted model, not a curated record. The transcript is spliced from 3 exons.